This is a messenger RNA of Anguilla rostrata (American eel), 2358 nucleotides long. RefSeq names its product 3-hydroxyisobutyrate dehydrogenase, mitochondrial-like. Bases 91 to 1077 code for a protein of 328 amino acids. Lineage: Eukaryota; Metazoa; Chordata; Actinopteri; Anguilliformes; Anguillidae. Gene Ontology annotation, biological process: L-valine catabolic process. Gene Ontology annotation, cellular component: mitochondrion. The record is from RefSeq and is a predicted model, not a curated record. The transcript has 8 exons. Gene Ontology annotation, molecular function: NAD binding; 3-hydroxyisobutyrate dehydrogenase activity; NADP binding.
GGAUAGGAAAGACGCCACUCGUGAUCAGCCCUCCCCUACUUCCUGAGUGGGAGGCGGUGACUUGCAGCGCGAGGUCAAGGGGAGAGCAGCAUGGCCGCCUUAUUCAGAGGGUCUCGGACCUUGUUACAGAAGAGCAAAGACCAUGUCAGCCUCGCGAUGGUGUGCCGGUCCAUGGCCUCUAAGACGCCAGUGGGGUUCAUUGGCUUGGGGAACAUGGGGAUCCCCAUGGCUCAGAACCUGCUGAAGAGCGGGUACCCCAUCAUCGCCACCGACGCCUUUCCUGAGUUCGGCAAGGAGCUGCAGGACCAGGGAGCACAGCUCCUGGACUCUCCGGCGGAAGUGGCGGAAAAGGCCGAUCGCAUCAUCACCAUGCUGCCGUCCAGCCCCAACGUCAUAGAGGCCUACACUGGGCCCAAUGGAAUCCUAAAAAAGAUAAAGAAAGGCACUCUGCUGAUCGACUCCAGCACCAUCGAUCCGUCCGUUGCCAGGGAGAUGGCGUUGGCCUCUGAGAAGAUGGGCGCGGUGUUCAUGGACGCGCCGGUGUCCGGCGGUGUUGGUGCUGCCAGUUUGGCGAGGCUCACCUUCAUGGUGGGGGGGCCGGAGGAGGAGUUCACCGCAGCCAAGGAGCUGCUGGGCUGCAUGGGAGCCAACGUCCUGUACUGCGGCCAAGUGGGGGCGGGCCAGGCGGUGAAAAUCUGCAAUAACAUGCUGCUGGCUAUUGGGAUGAUCGGAACUGCUGAGACCAUGAACCUGGGUAUCAGGUUAGGGCUGGACCCCAAGCUGCUGACGCAGGUCCUGAACAUGAGCUCGGGCCGCUGCUGGUCCAGCGACAGCUACAACCCCGUCCCCGGCGUCAUGGAGGCCGUGCCGUCCGCUAACAACUACCUGGGCGGCUUCGGAACCACACUCAUGGCCAAGGACCUGGGUUUGGCGCAGAGCACGGCGACCAGCACGAGCACGCCCAUCCCGCUGGGCUCUCUGGCGCACCAGAUCUACCGCACCAUGUGCGCCCGCGGCUACGCCAACAAGGACUUCUCCUCCAUCUUUCAGUUUCUGCGCGAGGAGGAGGUCCAGUAGGGGGCGCCCUCCAGCAGGCCCCACCCCCCUGGCAAGCCCCGCCCCCCUGGAAAGCUCCGCCCCCAGCCAGCUCCGCCCACCAGCGGUGCUUCCCGUCGCUGGUGUUGGUCAGUGGCCUAGGUGCUCCGUAGCGGCCUGGUUAGCGAUCGUAGCCAUGACGACGGCGGUGUUGAUUCCCGCGCGGCGCGGUUCAGGGGGAGGGCUGCCCGCGCACUAAGACUCAAACCCCCGUUUCCCCCCGGAUACCUGUUCAGUAGGCCAGUGGCUUCACGCCUUCACUUUCCUCACUCUGCAUUCGGGGCGCUUCAUGUGUUCAGUCUUUACAGUGUUAAUGCGCAGGGGUCGUGCUCAGUGUUCCGGCUGUGACCCCUGACCCCUGACCUCUCUACCUCACCCCUCAGCCCUGCACACUCACGGUGGAGGGCAAACUCAUCCUGUGAAAGUGUUUUUUUUUAUAUAUUCUCUGCCUUCCUUUCCCUCUUUGUCUCUCUUUCUCGCUUGCUCACUGUCUCUCUCUUGCUGUCUCUCUGUUUCAAUGCUCAUCAUAAGGUUUGAGUGUUCUGUCUCUCUCACUUCCUGUUGGAGAUGUGAGAUCAAUGUGAAAUCAGUGGUAAUCAACAUGAGAUCAGUGGGAGAUCAGUGACAGAUCAGCGACAGAUCAGCAUGAGAUCAGUGAAGGAUCAGCGGUAGAUCAGAGUGAGAUCAGUGAUAGAUCAGCGUGAGAUCAGUGCUGCUUCCUGCUCUCACUGCGCUGUGCAGUUCUUCAUCCAGGAGGCCGUGUCUCGGUGUACUGCUCAUAUUCAUGCCGCGCUGGUCUGAGCGCUUCUGUCUGCGCAGCCUGUUGCUUCUGUCUGCGCAGCCUGUUGCUUCUGUCUGCGCAGCCUGUUGCUUCUGUCUGCGCAGCCUGUUGUAUGUCUGCGCAGCCUGUUGCAUGUCUGUGCGUACGUGAUUUAACGGUUCGUUUGCUGUAAUUAGAGAAAUGUGACCCUCCUGACGGAGCUCGAGUGGAUGGCAUCGUUUGGAACCCAGUCCCCGUUCCCGGAUUCUCUCAGGACUUUUCCGAUCACACUGCUGAACUCCCCCGUGUCCGUACGCACGGACGGGACGCGCCCGUUCCUACGGUCCGGUUUCGGUCGGGACUGCUCCGGCUCCCCGAAACGCAGGACUGACGGGCUCUCUAAGGACAUUCCGAUUCACACACCGCCUUCCCUCCUGGUCUGGGUUCUGUACGGACCGUCCCUCUGUUGUCUAAUAAAGUUGGUGUCCGUAGUGACAAACACA